Molecule: messenger RNA, 3075 nt
Organism: Pseudo-nitzschia multistriata
Lineage: Eukaryota; Bacillariophyta; Bacillariophyceae; Bacillariales; Bacillariaceae
Source: the annotation of a GenBank genome assembly
UUCUGUUUCGUUGACCAUCGCGUCCUAGUAGAGUUGAGUUGCACGUCCCGAGCGGAAUCACCAACCACCAGUCUGGAUUGAAACCGAUCCCCGGAGGGCGCAUCGAUCCCGUGGGCUUUUCCGAAAAUCAGACCGCAAUCGGCCGAAAACGGUGCUGUCCGCAAGCAGAACAAUCGCAUCCACAAUGUUCCAGAGACCAGGAGCAACGCUAUCGUUUGCGUUGCACCGCCAACUGCUGCAAACGCGACGGUGUGCGCAGCAUGAUUUCUGCCGGCGGGGCAUCCUUUCGGAGGCCGCCACACCAAAACCAAAUCCGAGCCUUGCGUACGGCUGCCACCGCUCUCUCGCGGCUCUCACCCGGAACGUUGCGCGCCACGAUUCGAAGACGAUCCUCGCUGCUGGACCGCGGUUGCACGGCGGCCAUCCGCAGCUGUUCCCGUUCGCGAACGCGCUUCCUUUUUCAACCUUGUCUCCCGCAACAAUGGGGAACAGCGGUGUUCGGAACGGCGCCGCUUCUCUCUCCAGCAUUCGCAUUCGAAUUCGCACCCUUCAAUCCCGCCAGGGUCGAUCUUCCCCGAUGGCAUCGGUUGUUCCCACCAACACCGGUUCCCUCGCCUUCUUUUCCAACCAAAACACCCCCCAUCCCCGCCCUUCGCCCAACAACCAGCCGCGUGGCCUGGGAAAUAUCGCCGGGGUGAUGGGAACGGGUGCCCUCGUUCUCUUUGGCAAGACAAAGUACGUCCUCGCGGCUCUCAAACUGACCAAGCUGGCCCCGCUGGGCAGCAUGGUCUUCACCAUUGGAACCUACGCCAUGUUUUUUGGCCUCCCGUACGCCACGGGCAUGGUGGGUCUCAUUUUGGUGCACGAAAUAGGACACGCCGCCGUGAUGCACGCGAGAGGGAUCCCCUUUUCCCCCAUGGUCUUUGUCCCCUUUAUGGGCGCCGUCAUUGCCACCAAGGAACUCCCUCGCGACGCGUGGGAAGACGCUCUCGUUGCCUUUGGGGGGCCGGUGCUGGGGAGCCUGGGCGCCGGGACGGUGGCCCUGGUCGGCCACGCCACAGACUCACAGCUCUUGAUCGCCCUCGGCGACUUUGGCCUCAUGAUCAACCUGUUCAACCUGCUCCCGCUGGGGUCCAUGGACGGCGGCCGGAUCGCCGGCGCCGUCAGCCCCUACAUGAGCGUCGCCGGAGUGGGCAUGGGCGCCGGCCUUGCCUACACGGGAGCGAUCCAGAACCCCAUCUUUUACCUGAUUCUGUUGUCGGGGGGGUACCAGACCUUCCAGCGCUUCUACAACCCCGGGAGCAUGCCCCCGAACUACUACGCGAUCACGCCGGUGCAGAGGGCCGCCAUUGGUCUGGGAUACGUCGGCCUGGUCGGUGGUCUCGCUCUCGCCAUGGACGUGAACGGCCGCUACAAGAAAUCGCCCGAGGUGCUGAGGCGGGAAAUGGAGCUGGAGAAGACCUGGGACACGAGAUAGAGGAAUCUGUCCCUCGCGCGCGGCGGGGGGAGCCAAGGCGGCUUUCUCAAACGGUGUGUCGAAAAAAGGAACCGAGCCAUCCACGGCAAAGUGUCGGGAUGUCGCAGAGUCGCGGUUACAGCCACCGCACUCGGUCACGAACGUUUCCCCGGGCCCGCAGUGGGCCUCUCCGGGCAAUAGAUAGCAGCAUCGACGAAACCCAAUCAGCGGUGUACCGUUCACCGCGACACCGUGGGGGAACAAUCGAAAUCGUGGCGAAAUCCUGGUAUCUUUCUAUAGUCAUUUGCAUCUGCGUACAUGGCACCUAUGUCCUUGGAUUUAAGCAAUACGAUUGUAGAUACUACGCAUUUCAAUAUUUUCCCCCGUCGGUUAUCUAAAAUUGUCGGAUCUAUGGUUGAAAUGCUAGUCUUCUCUUGUUCUCUGAGCUCCCCAUACAGCUCAGAAGUUCCUGGUUAUGAUUUGCUUCUAACCACUAGAAACACUGGUCGACUCGACUCGAAUCGACUCGAAUCAAACGAAGUACCGGUACAGUAUCCAACGUGAUCUCCAUGCAUUCGUUGCUCCGACUUUCUCUCCCUCUUUGGAUUGUCCGGCCUUCCGUGCUCCAUCAAGCCGCCGUCUUGGGGGUCGCCUCGCUGUCCAGAAUCUUGCGAACGUAGAGCUCGUCCUGCGGGUGCUGCUCCCGGUCUCCCUCCUCGUGGGUGUAGCUCGAAGCGAUCGCGAGCUCGGUGCCGUCGUUCGAAAAGCACAUUGCCGAAAUGCUCGUCGGAAACGCCGGCAGGGCGGUCAGCUUCUUCUUGUUUUGGCCGUCCCACAGGACCACCGUCCCGUCACAGCCGCCCGUGGCGAACGUGUUGCGAUGCCUCGGAUGAAAGGCGAUCGCGUUGACCGGAUACACCAAACCGCUGUUGGAAUCACGGUGGCACUUGAAGGCGUAUUUUUUCUGCUUCCCGGCCACCGCCAGCAUUCGUUCGUCACCGAUCUCGUCGAGAAACUCAACCCCCACGCGGCCCUCGAUCGAACCGAUGCAGAAACCGUGUCCCUCGGGGAAAAGCCGAACGCAGCGGGUCUGGAACUUGAGAGAGGAAUCUCGUUCCAGGACGGAUUUCAACUCGAACGUGUUUGGUGACUCCAGCAUCCGCAGAUCGUAGACGCAGUUGUGGCGCCCCGAGGUUGCCACCAGAAUCCUGUUUCGAGAGGCAUCGACGUCCAUGGCGAAAGCUUUUCCGGGAAGAAGAGACCGGGCAGCAGCGUUGCCACUGUUUUGUUGCCGAAGAUCCCAGACACAGAGCUGCCGAUUCCAGCUGGCCGACACAACCACGUCGGAAGAAGCACCAUCGUUGCUCAUGGAAGACAGACACGAGCAAGCAUUGCCGGUUUCCACACCGGCGCCACCGGGAAUGCUGCCGCUGUUCUUGUUGCCGUGAAAUCCAAUCGAUCGCACGGUGGAAGUGCCCGUGUCGAACGACUUGAUGCUCCCAUCCAGGCCUCCCGUGACAACCGUUGUUGCCCCCGGAACAGCUAACGACAGCAGUGGACCAGACUCCAUGUUGUGCGAGAGUAGCAGAGGACUAGAAGACGAAGCCGAAGCMGAAGCC